AUGUCGAAUCAAGCGCUUGGUAGUGAAGCAGCGCAGGUCCGUGAAGAUGGUAAAAUGAGUGGAUUUGAGCUUAUAGCACGACGCAUAAUUAUGAAUAGAUUGAAAUGCCUUUGGAAGUACAUGGAGGAGGGAAGACACGACGAAUUGAAUGAAAAGGAUUAUAAGGAUGGCGAUGAAGACGUAGAAGAGGUGACAAAUACGUCGGAGAAUGGGGAUGGCGAUGCUGAUGACGGGGACAUCGAAGCUGAAGAUGAGGAUGGAGAAGACGAAGAUGAUGGUGAUGGUGAUGUUGAUAAUGAAAUUGAGGAAGUCGUGGGAGUUGAAUUAGUGCAAGAUGAAGAUGAAGGCGAAAGCGAAGAGGAGGACGAUAAUGUAGAUGAAGAUGACGAUGAGGACGAGGAAGUAGAAGACGACGACGACGAGGAAGACGAUGAGGAUGAGGAAGAGGAGGGAGACAACAACGACGAAGACGACGACGACGAUGACGAUGAAGAGGAAGGAGAAGAUGAGGAUGAAGAAGAUGAUGAGGACGAUGAGGAAGAAGAGGAAGACGAGGACGAUGAGGAAGAUGGUGAUGAGGAUGGAGAAGAAGAAGACGACGAAGAUGAAGAGCAAUCAGAGGAGGAAGAAGACAAUGAUGAUGAGGAAGAAGAAGAUGACGAUGAUGAUGACGAUGAAGAGGAAGAGGAAGAGGAGGAGGAGGAGGAGGAGGAGGAGGAGGAGGAAGAAGAUGACGGAGAUGAAGGAGAAGUAGACGUAAAAGAAGUUUUGAAGUUCGGGUUUAAGGAACAGGUAGAAGAAGGAGGAGAGGAGGCAGAGGAGGCAACUCCCAUAAAAAUAGGCAAUUACCAAUCCGGAGGAGGCAACCCCUUCAGGUAA
Messenger RNA from Hydatigera taeniaeformis, 879 nucleotides. The record is from the annotation of a GenBank genome assembly. Lineage: Eukaryota; Metazoa; Platyhelminthes; Cestoda; Cyclophyllidea; Taeniidae.